AUGAAUAGACAACGUGAGGCCGAAAAGGCCCUUCACGACCAAACCAACAUCCUACCCUUCGGACAAUUGAUGGUAGUUUUCACUGGUCUAGCCAUCUCGCUGUUGAUCACUAUGGUCGACCAGAAUGGAAUCAGUGUCACAUUACCAACGAUUGCCCGCGAUCUAGGAGCCGCAGAUACUAUUUCCUGGGCCGGAACCUCAUCUCUGAUCGCCAAUACUAUGUUCACGGUACUAUACGGCCGGCUAUCAGAUAUCUUCGGUCGAAAGAUCGUUUACAUCUCAGCUUUGUGUUUACUUUGCAUUGCCGAUUUGAUUUGUGGUCUCUCAGUUAGUCCGGCUAUGUUCUACGUUUUCCGUGGCUUGGCCGGUGUUGCUGGUGGCGGUGUCACAUCUCUCACGAUGAUCAUUGUCUCAGAUAUCGUCACUCUCGAAAAGCGUGGCAAGUACCAGGGUAUUCUCGGUGCUUCUCUCGGCGUGGGAAACAUUAUCGGUCCGUUCCUGGCUGCCGCAUUUAUCGAGAAGUCAACGUGGCGAGGCUUCUUCUGGUUGAUCUCGCCCUUGGCUGCGUGCUCUGCUGUUGUGGGGUACUUCCUUAUCCCGAACAACGCUCGCAAGGAUAGCUUCCGGAAGAAUAUACGCCGGAUUGAUUGGUUCGGUGUUUUUGCUUCGUCUCUUGGAAUCAUUUUCAUUUUGAUUCCCAUUUCUGGAGGCGGGUCUUAUUUCAACUGGGACUCUGCGAUGGUGAUUAGUAUGCUUGUCAUCGGAGGAUGUUCUUUUGUUGCAUUUUUUUUCAUUGAGUGGAAGGUGGCUGCACUUCCAAUGCUUCCAGUCCAUUUCUUCAAGAACAAGGUCAUCUCGGCUCUGUUCCUGCAGAGUUUCCUACUCGGAGCUGUCUACCAGUCAUAUCUCUACUACCUGCCGCUUUAUUACCAGAAUGGACGUGGCUGGUCUCCAAUUGUGUCAGCAGCACUGACUGCUCCCAUGGUGACCUUCCAGUCGAUCGCGUCUGUAUGCUCUGGGCAGUAUAUUUCUCGACUAAAACGUUAUGGAGAGAUUAUCUGGGUUGGCUUUGGCCUCUGGACUUUGGGUGCCGGCUUGACUCUUCUCUUCGAUGCCCAUACUCAUCCAGCUGUUAUCGCAGUUAUUGUCGCCAUUACCGGCACAGGAAUCGGGUUCACUUUCCAACCUACUCUCGUCGCAUUGCAAGCACACUGUACCAAGUCCCAGAGAGCCAUUUCCAUCUCCAAUCGAAACUUCUUUCGCUGCAUGGGUGGCUCUUGUGGCCUGGCUAUCUCGGCCGCCCUCUUGCAAGCAACGCUGCGCUCGACCCUCCCGACGGAAUUUUCCUACUUGACGAAGUCAUCCUAUACCCUACCAUCGAAAUCAAGCGUCACAGAUACCCAGUGGGGAGAAAUUCUCACUGCAUACUCCAAGGCCUCACACUCCGUUUUCAUCCUCCAAGUUCCGCUAAUCGGUGUCUGCUUCCUUGCUUGCUGCUUCGUUCGCGAUCGGGGCCUCGAGCGGGUUAAAGAUCCAGAAGAGAUCGAGGAAGAGAAGCGAGCACAGGCUGAAAGGGAUGCGGAGGCAGCUCUCGCCGAGUCACAGCCUGUUGAAUGGGAGCCAAAGGCCGAAAGCCCCCAGUCUACCGCGACAAUUGAGAAACGACACUCAACGUCGACGCUCGCGGAGUCUUCUUUGCCUAUCUCACACGCUGAACCGGGGCUGGCAAGUCUAGAAGAAAAGAAAACCACCGAGGGUAGAUAG
This is a messenger RNA of Penicillium atrosanguineum, 1764 nucleotides long. RefSeq names its product putative MFS transporter. Gene Ontology annotation, biological process: transmembrane transport. The transcript is spliced from 3 exons. Bases 1 to 1764 code for a protein of 587 amino acids. Gene Ontology annotation, molecular function: transmembrane transporter activity. The record is from RefSeq and is a predicted model, not a curated record. Lineage: Eukaryota; Fungi; Ascomycota; Eurotiomycetes; Eurotiales; Aspergillaceae.